AUGUCUGGAAGUUUUCCUAUCGUCGACAAUACCGCUGGCGUUUACGAUGUUAUCACCCACCUGGACGAGGAGAUCGACUAUAUCAUGAGGUCAAGGUCUAUUUUCGUCAAGGCCAUAUUUAUAUUGUGUCGCUACCUUCCUUUCGUUAUUGGAGCUGUGCGAAUCUAUGAAGUCGUCGGGGAAGGUUAUAUCGACGAUAAUUUUUGCCUGGUAUUGAUGCGCUCAAGCAUCUGGUUAUCUUUCCUGCAGAUGGCUUGUGUUGAAUUUAUUUUCAUCUUGCGAACUUAUGCUCUGUGGGGCUGCAGUAAACGGGUCCUUAUUUGUCUUUUAACUGCUUAUCUGGCUACUUAUGUCACGGGUCUCGUCUCUCUCCAAAUGUACACUGGGGCUCUCCCUGCCGGCAGGUUCAACCCUCAUUUUAACACCGAGGCGUGUUAUGGAUCAGAAAACCCAGGCGCAUUGUGGCUCCUUGUGAGCUUUGUGGCUUUGAUUAGCCUAGAAAUAGGAUUGUUUGUAAUGAGCAUGCAUCGUGUUCUACGUCAAUACCGCGCUGCUUCAGGACAACUGCUCAAAUCGUUGGUGCGAAAUAAUAUCGUGUAUUUCGGAGCCAGCGUCGCUCUGAAUAUCCUCAAUAUCGUCGGCAUCUUGCUUAUUCCCGUUGCGACAUGGCCUACUGGUAUUAUGGAAAUCGCACAGAUUCUCUUCCAGGGCUUGCUUGCAACACGCAUGCAACUUGACCUUUGGAAAGUUGACCGUCGUAGAACGACAUUGACGAUGGUCACGAUGUCAAUGGCAGAAUUCGCAGCUGCGAGGGCCGAGUCUACGGUCUAUCAAAGCAUGCACUAUAGCAGGAAAUUGAUUCUGGACAAAGCGUGCAGGAUUUGGAAGUUUGAUUGGAACUCUCACCUCCGGCACUCAGGUUUCAAUAGAUGGAAUGUGCUAUUCAAAAGCAGAGGCAACGUGCGGCCAUACAUUCCUUUGCAACACUCGGCCGAGCAUCAAGUUAUUCCACAACGCCGUUACAGUUCACCCCCGCGACCACCGGCCUGGCCACCAGUACGCUUUAGUAGGGUUGGCGAGGUCAUGCGGGCGGCGGGGGGCACAGUGACAGGCCUAUUGAGUCGCUACAUGCACAUUGUCGAUCGAAGUCACCAACCAAGAAAACUCGCGGCGAAAUGCGCACGGAACAUUAUUUGA
Molecule: messenger RNA, 1197 nt
Organism: Suillus clintonianus
Lineage: Eukaryota; Fungi; Basidiomycota; Agaricomycetes; Boletales; Suillaceae
Exons: 15
Coding region: 1-1197 (398 amino acids)
Source: RefSeq, a predicted model, not a curated record